GAGAAGUUAAAUAACUUGACCAAGAUUUCACAGGCCAAGUCAUGACUACAGUAGCGGUACAUGUGGACUCCAAAGCUGAGCUCACUACCCUGCUGGAGCAGUGGGAAAAGGAACAUGGCAGUGGGCAGGACAUGGUACCUAUCCUUACCAGGAUGUCUGAAUUGAUUGAAAAAGAAACUGAAGAAUAUCGUAAGGGGGAUCCAGACCCAUUUGAUGAUCGACAUCCUGGUCGAGCUGAUCCAGAGUGUAUGCUGGGCCACUUGCUGAGAAUACUCUUCAAGAAUGAUGAUUUCAUGAAUGCACUGGUGAAUGCAUAUGUGAUGACAAGCCGAGAGCCCCCUUUAAACACUGCUGCUUGCAGACUCCUACUGGACAUCAUGCCAGGGCUAGAAACUGCUGUCGUCUUUCAAGAAAAGGAAGGAAUUGUUGAGAAUCUUUUCAAAUGGGCCCGAGAGGCUGAUCAGCCACUGAGGACAUAUUCCACUGGUCUAUUAGGAGGUGCUAUGGAAAAUCAAGACAUUGCUGCCAACUACAGGGAUGAAAAUUCACAGCUGGUGGCAAUAGUACUUCGAAGACUGAGGGAGCUACAGCUUCAGGAAGUAGCUUUGAGGCAAGAAAGCAAGCGUCCUAGCCCACGAAAGCUCUCCUCUGAACCCCUUUUGCCUCUGGAUGAAGAAGCUGUGGAUAUGGACUAUGGCGACAUGGCUGUAGAUGUAGUGGAUGGCGAACAAGAGGAAGCUUCUGGAGACAUGGAGAUCUCCUUUCAUCUUGAUUCAGCCCACAAGACCAGUAGCAGAGUGAACUCAGCAACUAAACCUGAGGAAGGAGGAUUGAGGAAAAACAAGUCAGCAAAACAGGGUGACAGAGAGAGCUUUAGGAAAGCCAAGCAAAAGUUGGGUUUCUCAUCAUCUGAUCCAGAUCGCAUGUUUGUUGAGCUGUCUAACAGCAGCUGGUCAGAAAUGUCCCCCUGGGUGAUUGGCACCAAUUAUACCCUUUAUCCUAUGACUCCUGCUAUCGAGCAGCGACUUAUUCUCCAGUAUCUGACCCCUUUAGGAGAAUAUCAGGAGUUACUUCCCAUAUUCAUGCAACUUGGAUCACGGGAUUUGAUGAUGUUCUAUAUUGACUUGAAACAGACUAACGAUGUCCUACUUACAUUUGAGGCACUCAAGCACCUAGCAUCUCUCCUGCUCCAUAACAAGUUUGCCACAGAAUUUGUUGCACAUGGUGGAGUACAGAAAUUACUGGAAAUUCCUCGUCCUUCUAUGGCUGCAACUGGUGUAUCCAUGUGCUUGUAUUACCUGUCCUACAACCAGGAUGCCAUGGAAAGAGUUUGCAUGCAUCCCCACAACGUUCUGUCUGAUGUGGUGAACUACACACUGUGGUUAAUGGAAUGUUCUCAUGCUUCAGGAUGCUGCCAUGCUACCAUGUUUUUCUCAAUCUGCUUCUCCUUCCGGGCUGUAUUGGAACUCUUUGACCGCUAUGAUGGUCUUCGUCGUCUGGUGAACUUGAUCAGUACUUUGGAGAUUCUAAAUUUGGAAGAUCAGGGUGCACUUCUGAGUGAUGAUGAAAUAUUUGCUAGCCGCCAAACUGGGAAACAUACAUGCAUGGCCUUGCGCAAGUACUUUGAGGCUCACCUGGCCAUUAAAUUGGAACAAGUGAAGCAGUCACUUCAGAGGACUGAGGGUGGCAUUCUUGUUCAUCCUCAACCCCCUUACAAGGCAUGUUCAUAUACUCAUGAACAGAUUGUGGAAAUGAUGGAGUUUUUGAUAGAAUAUGGCCCAGCGCAGCUAUAUUGGGAGCCAGCUGAAGUCUUCCUCAAACUUUCUUGUGUCCAACUCUUGUUGCAGCUUAUUUCUAUUGCUUGUAAUUGGAAGACCUAUUAUGCAAGGAAUGACACUGUGCGCUUUGCUUUGGAUGUCUUGGCUAUUCUCACUGUUGUGCCAAAAAUUCAGCUCCAGUUGGCAGAAUCAGUGGAUGUGCUGGAUGAGGCUGGCUCCACCGUCUCCACUGUAGGUAUCAGCAUUAUUUUGGGAGUGGCUGAGGGUGAGUUCUUUAUUCAUGAUGCUGAAAUUCAGAAGUCCGCACUUCAGAUUAUCAUCAAUUGUGUGUGUGGCCCGGAUAACAGAAUUUCUAGUAUUGGCAAAUUUAUCUCUGGAACUCCUCGGAGAAAGCUGCCUCAGACUCCCAAAAGCAGUGAGCACACUCUGGCCAAGAUGUGGAAUGUGGUCCAGUCCAACAAUGGCAUCAAGGUGCUUCUGUCCUUACUCUCCAUCAAGAUGCCCAUCACAGAUGCAGACCAGAUCCGGGCCCUGGCCUGCAAGGCCCUGGUGGGCCUGUCUCGCAGUAGCACUGUCCGGCAGAUCAUCAGCAAACUGCCCCUUUUUAGCAGCUGUCAAAUCCAGCAACUGAUGAAAGAGCCUGUGCUGCAGGACAAACGCAGUGACCAUGUCAAGUUCUGCAAGUAUGCUGCUGAGCUCAUUGAACGGGUGUCAGGAAAGCCACUUCUCAUUGGCACUGAUGUGUCCCUGGCACGACUGCAGAAAGCAGAUGUUGUUGCCCAGUCAAGGAUCUCCUUUCCUGAGAAAGAGCUGCUUCUGCUGAUACGAAACCAUCUCAUUUCUAAAGGGCUUGGGGAGACAGCAACUGUGCUGACUAAAGAGGCUGACCUGCCCAUGACUGCUGCCUCCCAUUCUUCUGCCUUCACCCCAGUCACUGCUGCUGCUUCUCCUGUUUCUCUUCCCCGUACCCCUCGCAUCGCCAAUGGCAUUGCAACUCGACUGGGCAGCCAUGCUGCUGUGGGUGCCUCUGCCCCUUCUGCCCCCACUGCUCAUCCUCAGCCACGGGCCUCCCAGGGUUCACUAGCUCUGCCUGGCCCAUCUUAUGCAGGCAACUCUCCUUUGAUUGGUAGGAUCAGUUUUAUCAGAGAGAGGCCAUCACCCUGCAAUGGCAGGAAAAUCAGAGUGUUGCGGCAGAAGUCGGACCAUGGCGCCUACAGCCAAAGCCCAGCCAUAAAAAAGCAGUUGGACAGACAUCUUCCUUCCCCACCUACGCUGGACAGUAUCAUCACAGAAUAUCUUAGAGAGCAGCAUGCUCGCUGCAAGAACCCAGUUGCCACCUGCCCACCUUUCUCUCUCUUUACUCCUCACCAAUGUCCUGAGCCAAAACAGAGGCGGCAAGCGCCAAUAAACUUUACCUCAAGGCUAAACCGCAGGGCAUCAUUUCCAAAGUAUGGAGGGGUGGAUGGCGGAUGCUUUGAUAGGCACCUUAUCUUUAGCAGGUUCCGUCCUAUUUCAGUGUUCCGGGAAGCCAAUGAGGAUGAGAGUGGCUUCACCUGUUGUGCAUUCUCAGCACGAGAGCGGCUCCUGAUGCUUGGCACCUGCACCGGGCAAUUGAAGCUCUAUAAUCUCUAUAAUGUGUUUAGUGGACAGGAGGAGGCCAGCUAUAACUGUCACAACUCAGCUAUCACACACCUUGAACCUUCCAGGGACGGGUCCUUGCUGCUGACAUCUGCUACUUGGAGCCAGCCUCUGUCUGCACUUUGGGGAAUGAAAUCAGUAUUUGAUAUGAAGCAUUCCUUCACAGAAGAUCACUAUGUUGAGUUCAGUAAGCACUCUCAGGAUCGAGUCAUAGGCACAAAAGGAGACAUUGCCCAUAUUUAUGAUAUUCAGACUGGCAACAAGCUGUUGACUCUGUUUAACCCAGAUCUUGCCAACAACUACAAGAGGAACUGUGCCACCUUUAAUCCUACAGAUGAUCUUGUCUUAAAUGAUGGCGUCCUCUGGGAUGUCCGCUCUGCACAGGCCAUCCACAAGUUUGACAAGUUCAACAUGAACAUCAGUGGCGUUUUCCAUCCGAAUGGGCUGGAGGUCAUCAUUAAUACUGAGAUUUGGGACCUUCGUACUUUCCAUCUUUUACACACAGUUCCUGCUCUAGAUCAGUGUCGAGUGGUGUUCAACCACACGGGGACAGUGAUGUAUGGAGCUAUGUUGCAGGCAGAUGAUGAAGAUGACUUACUGGAAGAGAGGAUGAAAAGCCCUUUUGGAUCAUCAUUCCGAACAUUUAAUGCAACUGAUUACAAACCUAUAGCGACCAUUGAUGUGAAACGGAACAUUUUUGACCUAUGUACAGACACCAAAGACUGCUAUCUUGCUGUCAUCGAGAACCAAGGCAGCAUGGAUUCUCUGAACAUGGACACAGUGUGCAGGCUAUAUGAAGUAGGCAGGCAGCGUCUGGCAGAGGAUGAGGAUGAAGAGGAGGACCAGGAAGAGGAAGAACAGGAGGAAGAAGAUGACGAUGAAGAUGAUGACGACACUGAUGAUUUAGAUGAGCUUGACACUGACCAGUUGCUGGAGGCGGAGUUGGAGGAGGAUGACAACAAUGAGAAUGCAGGGGAGGAUGGGGACAAUGACUUUUCUCCCUCUGAUGAGGAGCUAGCAAACCUGCUAGAGGAGGGAGAGGACGGAGAAGAUGAAGACUCUGAUGCAGAUGAGGAAGUGGAACUGAUCCUGGGGGACACCGACAGCUCUGACAACUCUGAUUUGGAAGAUGACAUCAUCUUAUCUCUAAAUGAGUGA
Molecule: messenger RNA, 4574 nt
Organism: Lipotes vexillifer (Yangtze River dolphin)
Lineage: Eukaryota; Metazoa; Chordata; Mammalia; Artiodactyla; Lipotidae
Gene: DCAF1
Product: DDB1 and CUL4 associated factor 1
Exons: 25
Coding region: 42-4574 (1510 amino acids)
Biological process (GO): protein ubiquitination
Cellular component (GO): nucleus; Cul4-RING E3 ubiquitin ligase complex
Molecular function (GO): histone H2AT120 kinase activity; nuclear estrogen receptor binding
Source: RefSeq, a predicted model, not a curated record